AUGCCCGGCUGCGGCUGCUACAUCUGGGUCGAGAAUGCUCGCAAGUACCUCCCCCAGGUCCAGGUCAAAGCCCACACCACCAUCCUCGCCACUACAUCCCGGACAAACCUCACCCAGACCUUUGUGAACCCCAACAAGACCAACGCCAUCGAUGAGCUUCGGUACAUCUUUCCCCUCUACGAUGGAGUCUCUGUUGUCGCCUUUACCUGCACAGUCGGCUCCCGCGUCAUCAAGGGCGUAGUCAAGGAGCGCGAAAAGGCUAAGCAGGUGUACGAGGAGGCAAAGGCACAGGGAGAGAUCGCCGGCUUGCUGGAGCAGUCGCUUGAGUCUGCUGAUGUUUUCACCACCACUAUCGGAAAUGUCCCAGCUGGUGAGAAGAUCCAAGUUGACAUCACCUACCUUGGUGAACUCAAGCAUGACGCCGAAGUUGACGGUGUCCGAUUCACUAUUCCCACACACAUUGUCCCUCGAUAUGGAACGGCCUUGAGCCUCGGAGAUGGCUCAAAUGUCAUCAGAGAUGAAGGAAUUGCCUUCAGUAUUGACGCUGAGAUGCCUCAAGGCUCCUCCAUCAAGUCCAUCCAGUCACCAUCACACCCCAUCUCGGUCAACAUCGGCACCACGUCCACGACCGAAUCUGAGGAGCCAUCUCUGCGUCGGGCCUCUGCGACACUUCAACAGAAUGCCACCUUUUUGGAAAAGGACUUUAUUGUUCAGGUUGUCGCCACAAACAUCGGAGAGCCUUCGGCCAUCCUCGAGACUCAUCCCACCAUUCCCAACCAGCGUGCCCUCAUGACGACUCUUGUCCCCAAGUUCAAGCUCCCUUCCGAGAAACCCGAGAUUGUCUUUAUUUGCGAUCGCAGCGGAAGCAUGGGCGGUACCAUUCCCGACCUUAAAGCUGCCCUCGAGAUCUUUCUCAAGUCUCUUCCCGUUGGCGUCAAGUUCAACAUUUGCAGCUUCGGUUCCCACUUCAGCUUCCUCUGGGACAGGUCUCAGACUUACAGCAAGGAUAGUCUCGACAAGGCUUUGCGUCACAUCAAGUCUUUUGAUGCCGACUUUGGUGGUACUGAGAUGUACCAACCUGUCGAGGCCACCUUCAAGAAGCGCUACACCGACAUGAACCUCGAGAUCUUCCUGCUGACUGACGGCGCCAUCUAUGACCAGGACAGACUGUUUGAGCUCAUCAACCAUAAUGUGGCUGAGAGCAAGGGUUCCGUCAGAGUAUUCUCCCUCGGCAUCGGGUCUGGCGCCAGUACCUCACUGGUUGAGGGUGUCGCUCGGGCUGGUAAUGGCUUCGCCCAGACUGUCGGCCACGGCGAGAAGAUGGACAAGAAGGUCGUUCGCAUGCUCAAGGGAGCUUUGUUCCCUCACAUCACCGACUACUCUCUUGAGAUCAAGUACGAAAAGGCGGACACCUCGGCCGACGACGACGACGAGUUCGAGUUGGUUGAAAAGGUCAGCGAUGGCCUCAAGAUCGAUGUCCAAGAGGUUGAGGCGACAGAGAAGACCAGCGAGUCUAAGCAGCCCAUCUCCCUCUUUGAUCGCUCAGUUGACGACGACAACGACACCGCUAUGACCGAUGCGCCCGACGUCGACUCCAAGUACGAUCAUCUCCCUGCCGUCCCCAUUCCUCGCUACCUCCAGACUCCAGGCGAGAUUCCUCCCCUAUUCCCAUUCAACCGCACGUCUGUUUAUGUACUCCUCUCCGAUGCCACACCUGACCAGCGACCCAAGUCGGUCCUCCUCAAGGGCACAUCCCGCCAUGGCCCCCUUGAGCUGGAGAUCCCAAUCACCACCCUCGCCGAAAAGGACUCAGUCAUCCACCGCCUUGCGGCACGCAAGGAGGUCAAGGAACUGGAAGAGGGCCGAGGAUGGAUCACCCAUGCCAAGGAUGGCAGCGGCAAGCUCUUCAAGGAGAAGCACGAGGGACACUUCUCGGAUCUCGUCGAGCGAGAGGCUGUUCGCCUGGGUGUCACCUACCAAGUCGGUGGCAAGUGGUGCUCAUUCGUCGCCGUCGAGGAAAAGGACGGAGAGAAGAAGCAGCACGACGCUCCUCCUUCAUACCAGGACUAUGCCGACCAGGAUGCUUCCUCUACCCUUGAAGCCCUGAUGGCUGGCGGUCCUAGCUCUGCGAAUUAUUGCAUGACAUCCUCAAACAUUGCUCCGCCUCCUCCAGCCCCCGCGGCACCCGGAGGUGCCCUAUUCGGCGGUCCCCAACAACAAUCCGUCGAAAAGACCAGGAGCUCCCCCUUUGGUCGAGGUGGCCUCUUUGGUGGCCCCCAGCCGCCAAUCUAUGCUGCGCCGGCACUGGCACCUCCGGAAAAGGCUGUCGACGAUGCUACUCUUGCGCAGUACCAGAAGGAGAUGGCAGAGGCAGCAUGCAUGCCGCUUCCAGAUGAACUCGAGGAGGAUGAAGACUUGGGUUCCCCUGCUCCCCCUCCCCCUGCUCCUGCUUUCAAUACUGAAACUGCACUAAAGACUCUCAUCACUCUGCAGACCUUUUCUGGCAGCUGGUCUUGGAACCGAGAGCUUGAAGGUGUGCUGGGUGUGAAGGCCAAGGAUCUAACGACUAUGAGUCUGCCUGCCGCUGUGGCGAACCACAAGCAGAAGGAUGACAUUGUUGCUACUGCCUGUGCGGUUGUCUUCUUCAAGAGCAAGCUCAAGAGUGAGGAGGAUACUUGGGAGAUGCUUGUUGAGAAGGCCGAGGGAUGGCUGACGGAUGAGGUUGGUGAGGAUGCUGCGAAGGAGCUGAUGGAUGCUAUUCGAAAGUUCUAG
Fusarium vanettenii 77-13-4 is the source of this 2772-nucleotide messenger RNA. RefSeq lists its product as uncharacterized. Lineage: Eukaryota; Fungi; Ascomycota; Sordariomycetes; Hypocreales; Nectriaceae. The transcript has 2 exons. The coding region runs from base 1 to 2772 and encodes 923 amino acids. The record is from RefSeq and is a predicted model, not a curated record.